This is a messenger RNA of Australozyma saopauloensis, 1962 nucleotides long. It is a transcript of the gene VPS36, whose product is annotated as ESCRT-II subunit protein. Gene Ontology annotation, molecular function: ubiquitin binding; phosphatidylinositol-3-phosphate binding. The record is from RefSeq and is a predicted model, not a curated record. Bases 1 to 1962 code for a protein of 653 amino acids. Gene Ontology annotation, biological process: protein transport to vacuole involved in ubiquitin-dependent protein catabolic process via the multivesicular body sorting pathway. Gene Ontology annotation, cellular component: ESCRT II complex; late endosome membrane. Lineage: Eukaryota; Fungi; Ascomycota; Pichiomycetes; Serinales; Metschnikowiaceae. The transcript has a single exon.
AUGCCUCCACUUUCAGUAUGGCAACAGGUCCUUGUCAACAAAAGUAAUCGGCCUGUUCUUGCGUCGGAUGAGCACAAUGUCUACAUCAAAGAUGGGAUCGGGCUUUAUCAAGGCCGGCUGAAGAUCAAGAAGUAUCAGAACGGAAGACUAUAUCUAACCAAUCGGAGGAUCAUCUGGCUUGAUCAAAAUGACCAACAGCGACCAAUUGCUGUCGAAUUAUCAGCAAUUGAACGUAUUGAGCUUGUUGAAGGGUUUUUGCGGUCGUCGCCGAAGAUAAAGGCGUUUUUGAAGCAAAAUGAAGAGACUAGCAUAAAAGGAGAAGCCAUGGAUGUGUCUGGUUCAACGCCAAAAGGAAGUUUUGACCAACUCAAUGUUCUGGACGCGGCCUUACGUCUGCGCUCCUCCACUGUCACUUGGGUCUGUGUGAUAUGUCUGUACAAUAAUCUGAUCAGCACCGACUGCGACUUGAAUGCUGCACUCCCGACAUGCAUAUCUUGCGGAAUCCCACCUUCCCGUGCCCAGAUUGAGCGUGUGCUUGCUGAGGCCGAUGAGCUGAGUCGUGAACUGACUCUAAAUGGACCCCCUCCAAAUCUGGAAGCUUGCCCAAAAUGUACCUUCGUGAAUCAUCCCUCAAUGCGCUACUGUGAACUUUGUGGUACUGCUCUUCGCCUGGUAUCAUCAUCUCUCAUGAAACGUCUCCAGUCGUUAGACAAUCCUUCUUCUCUGAGUAUAAUCUCCGAGAAUCCUAUGGGACUCAUACUCGAAGACAAAGAGGAAUAUACAAAUAACAUACCUUACGUGAAAUUCAGCUUCCGAAAAGGAGGCGAACUGGCAUCAUACCAGCAUCUUCUUGAGGAGAUCCAGUCCAUUCAGUGGCUGGCGCUUGAGGCAAAGGGUGCCAUUAAUGGAGAAGGAACGAAAAUCGUAGAACUGCGUGAGCCCAGCCCUCAAAAGGAAUUGGUUGGUGGUAUUCGUGGUUUGGAAAAACUUGACCAGCUUAAAAGAAAGCAAAACGAGAUGGUCCUAUCCCUGUCACUAGACGACUUCGAGCAACUCAUGUACAAAGCUCAAGAUAUUCUCAAUCUUGCAUCUACAUUUAAAACUGUCAUCAAGCCUCAGAGACACAGUUUCAACAUAGAGGGCAAGACAAUGCCGCCACUACUGUUCAAUAAGAGCUCAAGUCUCUACCACCAGGAACUCCUUCGACAUGUAAGUGAGUUCCUCCUCAACUUUGAACUCACUUCUGUUACGUCCAUGAUCACGCUACAGGACUUAUUUGCCUCGUACAAUCGAUUCCUAAUUCUAAGUCAAGGCUUUGGCACUGAAUUAAUCCCGCCCCAGGACUUGACGAAAUCUCUAGAUCUCGUGGAUAAGCUCAAAAUGCCGAUCAGGCUCAAAACAUAUCUGUCAGGUCUUGUGGUUGUUGCCAGACGGUCUCAUGACCUGCAAAGUCUUCACCGAGUUCUUUUACAGUACUUGAUAGAUGAGGAAAAUUCUUUCACCUACGAAAAAUACAAAAGUGAAUUGCUUGCGGAUAACGAUGGCUACAUGAGAGAUAAAUAUCGUGUGUUCAACGGGCUUACAGUUUCUCAAAUAGCAGACCACUACGGCUGGUCCCCAGCGGUCUGUGCUGAAGAAUUAGAGCUGUGUCUCGAAGAGCAACUUCUUGUUGUGGACGAGCAUAUUUCGGGCACUUUCUAUUAUGCCAAUGUGUUCGAUCCGACUAUUUUGGCGCGGCUAGCUAAUGAAGAGUCACAGAAGAAGGAUGCCCAAAAUGAUGUCUUGGCACAACAAAAAUUAAUCUCUGAUAAACUCAAAACCACAUAUGAUGCAGAUCAAAACUUAAUACGCGUCUCAGACUACAGCUUUGGGCUAUCUACCUCGGUUCCGUCCCUCAGCCCUCCGCUGUCGGGAUCCUUACCUGAUUCAUUGAACCAACUCAAUGGCCUUAGAUUUACUUGA